Tachyglossus aculeatus (Australian echidna) is the source of this 1556-nucleotide messenger RNA. RefSeq names its product transmembrane protein 51 (gene TMEM51). The coding region runs from base 75 to 875 and encodes 266 amino acids. NCBI's taxonomy places the organism in Eukaryota, Metazoa, Chordata, Mammalia, Monotremata, Tachyglossidae. The record is from RefSeq and is a predicted model, not a curated record. The transcript has 2 exons.
AAGUACUCCCAAAGAGAGAUUUGGAUUUUCACUUGAUACGUGUGGAAAAUGUUAAAAACAAUCUUUUGAGGUGUAUGGGUGGAUUUUGGGGGUGGCUGUUCUUUUCAUUUUGGUCAGUGUUAGCAGCUGCCAUGGCCCAGUCCAAAGCGAAUGGGUCUCACUAUGCCCUGUCUGCGAUCGGGUUGGGGAUGCUUGUCCUUGGGAUCAUAAUAGCAGUGUGGAACCUGGUGCCGGGAUUCAGUCACGCUGACAAACCAUCAUCCCAAGGAAACAGCAGCAAACCAGAACACAGUGGAGCAUUCAAGAACAAGACCUUUUCUGUGGCAUAUGUGUUGGUCGGUGCUGGGAUUAUGCUGCUGCUUCUUUCUAUUUGCUUGAGUAUCCGGGACAAAAGGAAACAGAGGCAAGGGGAAGAGGUAGCGAGAAUCCCGCAUGAAGCAGCUAUUGGCCCAGAGACUCAGGAAGAAGACAGCCAAGAAGAGGAGUCUCCUUCCAGAUACUAUGUUCCCAGUUACGAAGAGGUGAUGAACACUAACUACUCCGAAGUGAGAGAACUGGACCAAAAUCCACGGAUGAGCGUGUCUCUCCCGUCCUACGAGUCCCUGACCGGGCUCGAUGAAACCACUCCCACGACCACUAGAGCAGACGUGGAAACCAAUAGGGAGCUGCCGCCAGACAGACAAAACUCCAGGCUGGGCAAACGGUUGAAGCCCCUGAAAGUGCGAAGGAUUAAAUCUGAAAAGCUGCACCUAAAGGACUUCAGAAUUAACCUCCCAGAACAGAACAGUGCCCCUCCCACGAUAGAACCUUUAACUCCUCCUCCGCAGUAUGACGAGGUCCAAGAAAAAGCACCAGACACCAGGCAGUCAAAUUAAGUCACCGACACUCUGGACAAAAAAGGUUCUCUUGCUAACUUUGGGGGAAUAAACGGAGUCAAAGCUCACCUGCUUCAGUCAAGUAUAAAGAAUUGGUGGACCAGCUCAUGCUUGUGUGAGGGACAAUUUGACAUUCCACCAACACUUAUGUAGCAGUUAUGUUUGAAGCAGAUAUACUUCUAGGAGUCUCCAUUUAUUUUUAAAAUUAAGGAGCACGCUGUUUGCAUCUUCUGUAGUGUCUCUUUUCAACUCUGAAUUGUUUAGCCAGAAUCACUCCUCUUUCCAAAUAGGAAAGGCUAAGUAACAUUGUUUAGAUUAUUUUCCACCCCGGUGUAAACUUGAAGGAAAAAAAGAAGCACAACUUGCCUACUUCAUUGGUGUUUUAAAACAUACAAAGGAAGCAGGGCUCUGGAACAUGCAGGUUUGUGUUCUGAGAAAUAAUUAAGUAAAAUGAUCAGAUUAGAUUAUUAGAUUUUGGUGUGAUCAAUAGUAGCCCAUGUAGCCUGUGAGGCUCUCAAUUCUUUGAGGGCCAGGGGUCUGGGAUGUUUCAUACGAUAGGCAAAUCUGUCAGUCUUAAUUUGUAUCCUUAACUGGUCUCUCCUGCACUACUGCAAAAGUGUGUAUAAGAUGCUCUAUUUUUACGUUACUUCUGAAAUACUAUACAACUGAGCAUUUUUAUAA